UGUGUCUAGCAGAGAUGCAUCAUAAAGGAAUGCAGGGAUGCUGAGAGGCCGGUGUGUGGAAUGCGCGCGUUGUCACAGCGACAGAGCAGCUUGGAUACAGAGCAUCACAGAGAGAUCGUGAACGCGCACAAGAGAGAGAGAGAGAGAGAGAGAGAGAGAGAGAGAGAGAGAGAGAGAGAGAGAGAGAGAGAGAGCGCGCGCGCGCGCACAUAUCUCCCAAUGUAAAAUCACUGUAGCAAUUGCUGUCGCGGGGCACCGGAGCCGGUGAUCACCAUGGCCGCCUUUCGUAGCAGGAAUCAGAUGCUGAAGAUGCUUACAGAUUAAAACUGAGACUUCGCUACUGAAGUCAGCGCGUGAAAUCAGCCGGGAAAACUGGAAUAUCUCGCGUCGAAUAUGAUUAAACGAAAAGAGUGUUGGCUAGGCAAAUAGAGCGGGAAAAAACAGGUCGUAGAAGUGAGUUUGUAUUCUCUUCUCUUUUUUUCCUCCCUAUAUGCUGUGAUGGGAAAAACGGGCUGUCGUUUCCAAACAAGAAAUUUAACGCACGAAUCAAACUAGACUUCGUUUAUGUAGACGUUCGGGUAAUGGAGCGGCGUACGCACGCAAUUCUCCACUUUUGAAAUCGUUUCUUAUGAAUGUUUCUGAUGUCGGGGUGUUGUCGGGAGAAGACGUGAAGCAUUUCGUGCUAUUUUCUGCUCGGACAACGGGAAAUUCUUGUGGUUUAUUCAGAGACGCUGAAUAUGAGAGAAUGCAGCUCGGGCUGAUGGAAUUGCGGUGACAACAACUGAGAAAACGAGGAAAUACAAGUAGAUCUCAAUAUACACAAACCGCCGAUUUCUGCCUGCAGGUCAUUCCCAGACAGAAUCAGCAAUCAUCUGCGUGACCUCUGUGAUUGACCCCAUGAGGACAGCCCAGGGAGAUGGAACGUAAUAGACUUUUCACCUUUACUCUCUGCUGCAUUUACAUGACAACUCACCAGGGCUGAGCACGACAUCAGCCACUCGUUCAUCCCAACCCUUCCACAGUCCUCCCAUUCCUUUCCUUCCUUUUGUUCCCUCUCUCUAAAUCCCUGAAAUACAUCCAAACAAACCAACAGGUUAACUUGUUCUUCUUUUUUGUUAUUGUUUAACUUUCCUUUGCCCUUCCCCUGAGACAAAGCAAAGAGAAAGUUAAUAAAUCAGUGGAGCGAAGAGAGAAGGAAAGAACAAGUCAGUCAUGUAUCUCCCCUAUGCCUGUAAACGUGACUUGGGCCAUGGCCGCUAUUCAGAGGCCACCCACACAAUCUCCUUCCUCUGGCUGGCACUCUGGAUCACACUGGCAGCAUGCCAACGUAUUGAUCCUGGCACCAAGUAUCCUACUGUCACCACAAACUAUGGCAAGUUACGUGGGAUAAAAAAAGAGCUCAACAAUGAGAUCUUGGGUCCUGUGGAACAGUAUCUGGGUGUCCCAUAUGCCACAGCACCAAUUGGAGACCGCCGCUUUCAGCCACCUGAAGCUCCUGGGUCCUGGCAGGAAGUGCGGAACGCCACACAGUUUGCCCCCGUUUGCCCGCAGAACGUACAUGGUGUUUUGCCUGAGAUCAUGUUGCCUGUCUGGUUUACCGACAGUCUGGAUGUGGCGGCCACUCACAUUCAGAAUCAGAGUGAAGACUGCCUCUAUCUCAACGUCUAUGUGCCCACAGAGGACGGUCCACUCACAAAAAAACUUGAUGAAUCAACACUGAACCGGCCACGAGAUGAAGACAUCCGUGACCGUAGGAAGAAACCUGUCAUGCUGUUCAUUCAUGGUGGCUCAUAUAUGGAAGGAACCGGAAACAUGUUUGACGCCAGCGUGCUUGCAGCAUAUGGCAACGUCAUUGUGGUCACCAUGAACUACAGACUGGGAGUCCUGGGUUUCCUUAGCACAGGAGAUCAGUCUGCUAAAGGAAACUAUGGCCUGCUGGAUCAAAUCCAGGCACUGCGCUGGCUGACUGAGAACAUUGGACACUUCGGUGGCGACCCUGAGCGGAUCACUAUCUUUGGUUCCGGGGCAGGAGCGUCUUGUGUCAACCUACUCAUCCUGUCACACCACUCUGAGGGGCUGUUUCAGAGAGCCAUUGCUCAGAGUGGUUCAGCCAUAUCUAGUUGGUCCAUUAAUUAUCAACCCUUAAAGUACACUAAGAUUCUGGCCCGUAAAGUGGGAUGCACAUACGGGGAGACUGCAGACCUGGUAGACUGUCUCCGCAGGAAAAACUUCAGAGAGCUGGUGGAUCAGGAUAUACAGCCGGCCCGCUACCACAUUGCAUUUGGACCUGUGGUGGAUGGAGACGUUGUGCCAGAUGACCCCGAGAUCCUCAUGCAGCAGGGCGAGUUCUUGAACUACGACCUUCUUAUCGGUGUAAAUCAAGGUGAGGGGCUGAAGUUUGUGGAUGAUGGGGGCACUGAGAGUGAAGAGGGGAUUUCAGCUGCAGCAUUUGACUAUACCAUCUCUAAUUUUGUGGACAACCUCUAUGGAUAUCCUGAAGGUAAAGACAUCCUGAGGGAGACAAUUAAGUUCAUGUACACAGAUUGGGCAGACCGAGACAAUGGUGAAAUGCGGCGGAAGACUCUCCUCGCAUUAUUCACUGAUCAUCAGUGGGUAGCACCAGCAGUCGCUACUGCCAAGCUCCACGCGGAGUACCAGUCUCCAGUCUACUUUUACACGUUCUAUCACCACUGCCAAACAGAGACACGACCUGAAUGGGCAGAUGCGGCACACGGGGACGAGAUUCCAUAUGUGUUUGGCGUGCCCAUGAUCGGAGCAACUGACCUCUUCCCUUGCAACUUUUCCAAGAAUGAUGUCAUGCUUAGUGCUGUGGUCAUGACCUACUGGACCAACUUUGCCAAAACCGGGGAUCCUAACUUGCCAGUUCCUCAGGACACCAAGUUUAUCCACACCAAGCCCAACCGCUUUGAAGAAGUGAUCUGGACCAAGUUCAACUCUAAAGACAAACAGUAUCUGCACAUCGGCCUUAAGCCUCGCAUCCGUGAUAACUACAGAGCAAACAAGGUUGCCUUCUGGCUGGAAUUGGUUCCUCACCUCCACAACCUCCACGAGAUCCUGAGCUCCACCACAACCCGGCUGCCUCCGGGAACCACACGUACCCCACACUGGAAGGGCCCAGGACCCCGUACAACACGUCACCCUUUCCCUACCUUCCCUUCAGAAACAGAGCCAGAUGGCUCAGAGCCUCCAAGAUUUUCGCCCUUCCCAAGCACCACCCGGGAUUACUCCACUGAACUAAGUGUGACAGUAGCAGUUGGCGCAUCACUCCUUUUCCUUAACAUCUUGGCCUUCGCUGCACUUUACUACAAACGUGAUAAACGGCAUGAGAUGCGACGCCACCGGUUGUCCCCGCAACGAGGCGUACCCGCUAAUGACUUAGCACACAGCCAGGAGGAGGAGAUCAUGUCCCUGCAAAUGAAGCACUCAGAGCACGACGCACACCAUGACAUGGAGCCGUUGCGACCACAUGAUAUUUUACGACCCUCAUGCCCACCUGACUACACAUUGGCACUGAGGCGGGCGCCUGACGAUGUGCCGCUCAUGACCCCCAAUACCAUCACCAUGAUUCCUAGUACCAUCACUGGCAUGCAACCGCUGCAUGCCUUCAACACCUUCCCCACAACCACCGGGCACAACAACACACUCCCCCACCCGCACUCCACCACCCGUGUAUAGUACCACCCCCAGGAUGAGAGGACUAGCUCUCAUACAUAUCCAGUUUUCUCUCUGUGUCCACCUUCUGAGCUUCUUAAUUUAAAAUACUCGAAUUACAGACACAGGAUCUUGUUGCCGUUCUCAGACAAAAAUCUGAGAAUUGCUAAAUGUUAGUACACACUAUAGGAGCUCUGUUUACAGACCUUACAGUGAGCAAAAACUUUGGCUGGUAGUGACAAAUCAUCGGUCUCUUACAGGAUUUUUGCUUGCUGUUUGUUUGUCCACAGUGUCCUUGAAUAGAUGGGGCAAUGACUGGUUGAUAAUUAAAUUAGAUGAUCUGAUGUCAUGAGAAGAAAUGAUAACACUUUUCCACUUUUCUUCUCUCACUACAGUGGCAGAGUGCAGACAUCAUCUCUCUAUCUACUUUCUCUCAUCCUUUUCUUUGUUAUUUCAUUACAGUGCUGUCACUACCCAAUCAUUUUUCUCUCCUGUGAGCACUGAGUCUAAAUGUGCCCUGUUACCUUGGAUUGUGUUUUACAUGGAUUGUAGGAAGACAAAACCUGGAUAUGUUGUUUUUACCUGCAGUCUUGUGUCAAGUAGUAAAUCAUACCUUGUAACAAGAGACAGAGAAUGAGCGAAAAUGACAAUGUCUGACAGAAGACAAAAGUGCCAACCUGCUCUUUCUCUCUCUGCUCUUUUUAUGUUGUUUUAUCACACAGAUUUGAUUUGGCUAUAUGUUGUUUCUUAGGAAGAUUUUUGUAUGUAUAGAUAUAUAGACAAAUAUAUUAAAGAAUGAUAAAAUACAUAUAUAUUUACAUGUUUUGCCCAGUGGGAUCAAUGCAUGAAAUAUUUUUAAAGCAACAAGAAGGACACUGAGAAGGUAACCCCCAAUGCACAUAUCGCUCAUUUGCAUAUUUAUUUUCCUUUGGUUUGCAUGCGUAAAAUGGCUACAAAGAUCACAUCCCAUUGUCGUUUCCUCAGUCUGACCACUCUGUAGUGCAGUUUGUUAUUCUGUCUCCCCAACAAUGUGAGCAUGGCAAUAUUUCUUCAAAGGCUUUUCAACAUUCAUAUGUAGGUGCUUUUAUUCAACCACUGACCACGGUAAUAAUGUACUAUACAUACAGCAUAGUGUACUAGUGAACUACCAGAGCUAUCUGUGAUGGUCAGAUGCCACAAAUAGCAAAUGCACAUGUAGCUUUUCUUACUUCACCUGUGAAUUAUUCAAUAUAUAUUCAGCUUUUAUUCAGCUUAUUUUUUAAAGAGCAAAUACAAAUUAUUUUCUUACAUCUCUCUCUCUCUCUCUCUCUCUCUGUCUCUCUGUCCUUGCUCUUUGUUAUACACCAUUGUUUGAUAUUCAGAGGCCUAGUAUAAUAAGCAGCAUUUUGUAUAUUUGUGUGUGUGUUCACACAUGGCGAGUGUCUUUUCUAGACAGUAUGUCUUUAGCCAUCUGUUAACGUGAGUGUGUGAAUUAAGCUGUAUUUCAACAGUCUUUUGCAAUGGUAACAGGACAUGAGUGUAUGGGACAUAGAGAGAGAGAGCUAUAGAAACAACUGAAAAAUGUGUAGAGAAACAGUCAAUGAAUGACUCCUCCAGCAGCUUUGUUGUUAUUUCUCUCUUUCUCUGGCCUUCUCUCAUUCCUACAGGAAAAACCAAUCAAGCUUUAGGCCAUUGUACAUGUAACAUUGUUAGUAUGGUGUUCUGAAACUCCAUGGUAGGAGGCUGGAAGCUUAUAGGCACCUCAUAUAUCAAUCAGUUUUUAUGUGUUUACCCACAUUUGAACAUAUCACACAUCUGUCUGCACGGAAAACCUGACUUAAUGAGUUAAAACAAGCACAGCAAAGAGAGGGGCAUUGUUAGUCUCACUUUUCUGUCACUGCUACGUGUAAUGGGACAGUGAGAGUGUGUCAAGAAAUGUGUGUGUCUCACUGUCAGUUUAGCUUUAAGUGUACCGAGUCUGAGAUGUCCGGAAUAUUUCUUUGUCAUACACAGGACCAUCAUGAUGGAGAAAGAACUAAUGCCAUUAUGCUGCACAAUAUAAUAUAAUAUAAAGAAACUCUAUUUGCAUUGCUGAGCGAGCAUACUGGAGUUUUAGUAUGCCAUAGUGAACUUAAUAUGCAGUAAUGGACUAAAAGCCCAGUGGAGCAACAGUAAACAAGGGGAAGACUGUACAAACUACAGCUACUGCAAGAAAUUCAUUUUAAGGUUUGAGAGUAUAGUUUGGACCUGUGGAUACGUACUAUCUGUGGACUUUAUGUGGUUGUAGGUAUAACUGAUCUCAUUUUAAACAAACUGAGGAGCUGUGUUAAACUGCAAACAAAAAAACAGCCUCAGUUCUAAUAAUCAAUACCAGUUUAAUGAGGGAUGAGUUUAGGAUUCUUUGUUAUUUUUCUUGUUUGUUUUUGUACACUCAGCCACUAGAGUGUUAUGUUGUGGUACAUACAGAAUAAAGACUCUUCAUCCAUAAUGAGCCAUUCAAUGGGUCUUCAGUGGGCGUACAGUGAGAGAAGGAUCCAUUAAAGUCAAUUGUACAUUUUUAAGUGUAUAAACAAACCAACUGAAAAUAUUUGUAAAUAUUCAGUUACUUGUUUGUUGGAUGGUUUGUUUAGUUUUUCCUUUGCUUUUUUUCUGGUCGAAUGAAAUAUGAAAUAAUUUGUGACCAGGACAACAGGUGCAAGUUGUAAUUCAGCCACCAGCAAAAUUGACAAAUCUCAUUCAUAAGAGAUUCAAUUCUCUUUCUGCUGCUUCAUUAAGUUUUGGGAUCUGUGGAUGAAGAUGAUUUAUUGCUCUUGCAUUUAAGCAUAAGAAGACCAUGUAGCAUUUCAAUGUCACUUGAAUCAUCACAGCUAAUCAUGUAUCUACACAAGUAUGAUUAGCAAUUUCUGAUACUAACCUGCCAUUUCACAUAUAAUGUGCAAGUUCCAAAAUAAUCAUUGAUAUGGAGAUGGACAAUAACCUCUAAAUUUUAUUUAGGCAAAGGAAACAUUGAAAAAUAUAGUAGUUAUGAGAAGUAUCUCUGCUGAUAUGAACUCAUUGUAGCAUUAAAUUCUUACCAAAUGGCACUAGAUGAUUUCAUGAAAUUAAGUUUUACUUUAUGGUAACAUUUUACACUUAACUAGAACAGUUCAUCAAUUGUGAUUGAAUUAAGGAAAUAUUGGCAUAAUAAAGAUGGGAUAGAGAGUGGAUGAGGAUCUCAGUCAGUAUGUCUGGUGGUUUAAAGAUACCUGAAUAAGUGAAGCACAUGUUAUUCCUCUAAUAAUUUUUUUUUAUUAUUGUGCCCUAAAGCAAAUUUACACCUGUUGCCCUGUUAAACUAUAUACAGUAUGUUCAGAAUCAAAAAGCCACACUUGAGAUGAGGAAUAAAUGUUAAUAAAUGAUCUUCAAAAAGAACAGCUAAAAUAUAUUAAUAAGGUGAUAUUUCUCUUUAUUUAGAAGUUAUUACACACUGUAUGCUGUGACUCUGAUCUGGGGAACAUUAAAGAAAUUCAUAGCCAGA
Messenger RNA from Myxocyprinus asiaticus (Chinese sucker), 7168 nucleotides. RefSeq names its product neuroligin-2-like. The record is from RefSeq and is a predicted model, not a curated record. NCBI's taxonomy places the organism in Eukaryota, Metazoa, Chordata, Actinopteri, Cypriniformes, Catostomidae. Gene Ontology annotation, cellular component: synapse; postsynaptic specialization membrane; cell surface. The coding region runs from base 1213 to 3696 and encodes 827 amino acids. Gene Ontology annotation, molecular function: neurexin family protein binding; signaling receptor activity. The transcript has 9 exons. Gene Ontology annotation, biological process: neuron cell-cell adhesion; presynaptic membrane assembly; synaptic vesicle endocytosis.